UCUGUUCAGGAAAAGGAUGGGAGCGGCAUGGCACAGGAUGCUUUCUAUCUUCAGUCACUUAUUACUAAUGCAUUCCAUGAUGGAUUUCAGAAAAUAGAAGAAUAUUUUCAACGGAGAGAGCGCCACGUUCCUCAAAAAUAUAAUAAUCUUUUGUUACACCAUCUUGACAGAUCAAUAAAUAAGGAACUGGAUAAAAAUGAAUUUCAGUGUGUUUCACUGUUGCUGAAAUGUGUUCAGCGAUUCUUCAUUGGUAGCCUCAAAGAAGAGGAGCCUUUGCUAAUUCAGCAGGGACUGAUCCCAAAGAUGGCUUCCUGGUUUGAAAGAACAGCAGGAUUUCUGACCAUGACAGACCUAGCCUCGGACACAUCUCUGAUUAAUGUGACAGAAGACUUUUUUGACACAGCCUUGAUUAUUUCCAGAAGUAGUAGUAAAGGGAAAAGUCAGAUGUUGGGUUCCUUCAUACUCACCUUAGGAUUUCUGGUGACAGAAGAGAGUGUAAAUCAUUUGAUGCAGCGGGAGGCACUGAGGACCUUGAACGGUAUUCUGCAAGCUGUACCUCGAGAAGACAGAAAACAACUUGUCUUGUCGGAAGGCUCGUGUCGUCUUAUGAAAGACCUUGCAAGGACAAUCUUGACUGUGGGUGAUUAUGACCAGCAGGUGGCUCUCUGUGAAGCAUUGUGUAGACUGACCAUGAAAAAAUCAAGGGAAAACUUUGUCCAUCAGUGGUUUGAAGACGAUACCAUUGCUGAGGCUUUCAAAGAAAUUAGAGAUCGAGAAUUUGAGACGGAUUGUAGACGGUUUCUCAAUCACCUAAAUGACAGACUUGGUGACCAAAGAAGGGUCUAUUCAUUUCCAUGCAUUGCUGCUUUUGCUGAUGAGCAUGAGAUGAGAAAACCUGCAGAUGAAAAAUUAGAGAAAUUUUGGAUUGAUUUCAACCUAGGAACUCAGAGUGUAACUUUUCAUAUAAACAAUCCUGAGAGCGCUUUAUGGGACUCAGUAAGACUUUUGAAGGAAGCAGCGAUUAAUUUCAGCGUAAUAGAAACUGAGAUGAAGAUGCUCAAAAUUUACCUGAAGAAGCCUAUUAAUAUCAGAAACAAAGAAGUGAUGAAAAUAGAAAUUCAUUUUGAAUUGCAAUUCAACAUAGCACAAGCUUCCAUUAAAGCUUUAGGAGAUGACAAACAGGUGAGGCCUGACCAGACGAAAAUCUCCUCAGACCUUUUUGGUGAGUUUGAGAAAGAAGACACUGAGAUUCCUAGCAGCCAUGAAAGAGAGACAGACCAAGCAAAGGAAUCUACCGAGCUGGCAGAGUUAACCAGUGCUGAAGAUAACCAAUGCCUAACAACUCUCCCCUUAAAUAACCAGUCUGAGCCUACUAAGUUUAAUUAUAGGAAACACCUCUUCUCGGAGAGUGAUGAAGAUUCAAGUACUAGUGCCAGUGAACUGUCCUGGACCAGUGACCAAAAAAGGAAAUCCCUGAAGUCAUAUCCUAGUAGAAAAAAGAUAAGAACCAGAAGUAACCUAAAAACCUUGCCACCAUUCCCCAUAAGUAGUGGCAGUGACCUUGAGAAAGAUCAAGCUAAAAUUCUAACACCAUUACGGAAAGAUACCUCCAGGCAAAAUAAUGUCACACCUCCAAAAAUUCCUGGAACGAAAUUUGAGAGUAGUUCUGCCUUUUUAACUCCUGAAGAUUCUGCCCAGAAGAUAGAUCUUCAAAGUCCCCACCCAUUGAGCGAUCUCUCUUCCUUGGAGCACUCAGAUGUUGAAGAAAAUGUAUCUGAGACUGUGACCCAAGAGUCGUUGGUGAAAAGUACUAGCUUCAAACAUAAACUGCAGAACUUGGAAGACAGAGACAGAGCAGAGGGUCAUUUCGCCGAGUGGAAACAGUCGCAAUUGGAAGAAGGUGAUGCUCCAGGAGGCCUUUCCUCAGUGGCAGAAGAAACAGACUUGGCAGAAGGCAUUUCUACUUCAUCCUUAAAAGUUAUUCCAGAGAACUUGAAAGGUUCUGCGUUGAUCACCACCUUUGAAAACUUCACUAGAGAACUGAAAAGAAAAUACGAGCUUAGGUACAGAAGGAGCCCACUUUAUUCAGAAACUGCAAAGCAAGCGCCGGAUUGCCUAAUAAAGCUUUUAAACCAGAUCCAUCUGUGCAGACUGAAUAAACUAGAACAGUUUCACACUUUUGUUCUUCAAGAACUGAGCAACCUUGAGAAGGAUAUUGGGGGUCUGCAACGCCUUGAGGAGGAUGUUCUGGAAUUUUGGGGGAAACAGUCUGAUGAUCUGAAAUCAUUCUGUGAUCUGCAGCUGCUGAGGGGGUGCCCACUGGACGAGAGCUCUUUGAGCAGAGAGACCUUGUCUGAUCUCUGCACCAUUUUAUUCCAAACCCUAGUGCGACGCCUGGCACAAUUCCUCAGCCAUCAAGACAGCUCAGGCACUGUCUCCUUUGGGAAAGUUUUCGAGAGAGGCUUCCAGCUGCCUGGGCUUUCUCCUUCGGCUGAAGGAUGCUUCCCUCCUUGUGCAGAUGUGAAGCCCAUCAAAGCAUCCAGAACUGCAGUGGAGCCUGUGUUACUUGGAGCAGGGAGAGGAAGCGCCGAGUUUGCCAAACUGGCGCUUUUCGUUGUGGCUCGUUCCCAGCCCGUGGCUCGGUGCCGGAACCUUCCCAUAGCCCUCUUUUCCUAUUUUCAAAAACUUAACCUGCAAAGAGUGCUAGCAGGUGCGGAAGGCUUUACCAAGACCGGGCCUGGUGAGGGGAGGUCCGUGUGGAAACGAGCCAAGUCGCACCCGUUCUGA
This is a messenger RNA of Mesoplodon densirostris (Blainville's beaked whale), 2787 nucleotides long. It is a transcript of the gene SYCP2L, whose product is annotated as synaptonemal complex protein 2 like. The coding region runs from base 28 to 2787 and encodes 919 amino acids. NCBI's taxonomy places the organism in Eukaryota, Metazoa, Chordata, Mammalia, Artiodactyla, Ziphiidae. The record is from RefSeq and is a predicted model, not a curated record. The transcript has 31 exons.